Chiloscyllium plagiosum (whitespotted bambooshark) is the source of this 2054-nucleotide messenger RNA. The record is from RefSeq and is a predicted model, not a curated record. Lineage: Eukaryota; Metazoa; Chordata; Chondrichthyes; Orectolobiformes; Hemiscylliidae.
GCAGAAACUUUGUUUGACGUCUCUUCAAAAAGGAAAGCGUUGGGAUUUGAGGAGCACGCGACCGAGGACACGGUUUUAACAUCAGGAGAAUGGAUGGCCGAGGAUUGCUGACAAGCUACAAGGAAAAAGAUGAGCUCCAUCCAUAUGUAUUUUACUCUCCAAAAAGAGCCGUCUGUACCACGUGGGGAAGAGGACAUUUCAAAACUUUUGAUAAUUUGAUGUACAAUUUUUUCAAAACUUGCAACUACGUUUUUGCCAGUGAAUGCGCAGAUUAUUUCCCAGAUUUCAGCAUUCAAUUUCGCAGGAGAAAUACUGGGGAUAUCGAAAGACUCCUUAUUCAAAUAUAUAGCACAACAGUCAGAGUGGAAUUCGGAAGAAUUGGAGUCAACGGUCAGCAGAAUGUUCGUCUACCGUACAGUUCAAAUGGAAUAAGUAUUCAGCCUUUUGGGAACUUUGUCAGAUUGUUAGCCAAACAACAGGGAGUUGAUGCCAUUGUUGUCUGGAACAAUGAAGACUACCUGAUGGUUGAAUUGGGAGACAAAUAUAAAAACAAGACCUGCGGCUUGUGUGGGGAUUUUAACAACUCUCCUGAAUAUAAUGAGCUUUUCCAUGAAGGUCAUAGAUUUACUAUACUCCACUUUGCUUCUCUACAUAAGUUAGAUGAUCCUUUGGAACAUUGCAUGCAUAUGAAGAAUGAGAGUGAGGAGGAACAACUUCCGAAAUACCAAGAUUUUUGUGCUUCCCUGAUGGAUAAAGUUGCACCAGAAUGCACUGUGCCAAGAUCAGGCUAUAUUAAAAGCUGUCAACAGGACCUGUCAAAGUGCUCCAAGAAAUAUGAUGCCAACUGUGCUUGUGAUACUUUCUCUGAAUAUGCAAGGGAGUGUUCAAGGUUAUUGCAACCUGUCAGAAACUGGAGACAUGAACGAUUGUGUCCUCCGCGUAAAUGCCCAACGAACCAAGUGUACUUGGAGAGUGGAUGUCCCUGCUUUUCUACAUGUUCAAACUUGCGCUCUACCUGCGAUAGUCAUGGCACAUAUGGAUGUUUCUGCCCAGAAGGGACUGUUUUUGAUGACAUUUCCAAUAAGGGCAUGUGUGUACAUCUCAGUGAAUGUCCCUGUACUUGGAAUGGGGAUACCUACAGUCCUGGGGAUAGGAUCUCUGCACUCUGCAGAAACUGUGUGUGUUCUAUGGGCCAAUGGAAGUGCACUAAUCUCCCAUGUCCCGGACGAUGUUCCAUUGAAGGCGGCUCAUUUGUUACCACUUUUGAUUCACGACAGUAUCGGUUCCACUCAGUCUGCAUCUUUGUGCUGGUCAAAAGUCCGGUGAUACCUGGUAAUGGACACAUUGAAGCACAAUUUGAGAAAUCUGGUGUGAAGCCCACAGAAACGUCAUUAAGUGCUGUAAUUUACACAAGUGAUAAGAUAAAAAUUACCUUCCUGAAAUGGGGCAUGAUAUACGUGAAUAAUCAGAUCCAGAGUCUACCAUUCCUGAAAGCGGGUGUUAAGGUUGAGAGAAAAUCUACCACAUGGGUUCAGAUGUCUACCAGAUUUGGCCUGAAAAUGCAGAUCUACUUCAGUCCAGUUUUCCAAGUGUACAUUACUGUACAGAUGAAAUUUUUUGACACCACAGAUGGGUUAUGUGGUAAUUUCAAUGGAGAUUCGAAGGAUGACUUCAAGAGCAGUAUGGAAAUCUCAGAAGGAAUUGCUGCGAUAUUUGUCAACACAUGGCACAUUGGUGGAUAUUGCAAACAUGUGAUCGAUAAACAUCCAGACCCAUGCUCCCUGAGUCAAUUCAAAUUGGAUUAUGCACAGCGCUAUUGUUUGAAGCUGAUGAAUAAAAACAGCAUAUUUGGAAAGUGCCAUGCAUUUGUGGAUCCGAUGGAAUAUAUUGAGUUUUCAUCUUUACUUUCACCUUCAUCUUUUUCUUCUUCUUCUUCUCGGAGUGAGCAAAGGAAGAAGGCUACAAUGGGAUCUGGAGCAAGAUUCAUUAUGGCAGCAGUCAUGGUGGCGGUGAGGCAGUGCUACAGAGUUGGCUGGCUGGUGAGCUCAGAGUGA